Bactrocera neohumeralis is the source of this 8513-nucleotide messenger RNA. RefSeq names its product mitogen-activated protein kinase kinase kinase (gene slpr). NCBI's taxonomy places the organism in Eukaryota, Metazoa, Arthropoda, Insecta, Diptera, Tephritidae. Bases 826 to 4794 code for a protein of 1322 amino acids. Gene Ontology annotation, biological process: protein phosphorylation. The record is from RefSeq and is a predicted model, not a curated record. The transcript has 12 exons. Gene Ontology annotation, molecular function: ATP binding; JUN kinase kinase kinase activity; protein binding.
GAAGUGGAACCGAAAAGUAGCAGUUCAGAACGAAGAUUUGCAAAUGACUUAAAUUUGCACAAAAACGCGAUAAAUUCUUAAUUAAACUAAUCGGAAACGCAAAGAUUGCGUAUUAACAUAUAGAAAUAACUAAAUUUUAUAAAUUAUUGAAAUAUUAAACGACGCGAAAACGAACGAAACCAAAGUGCUGCACAUGAAUUAGUGAAAAUGUAAUUUCUCUGCUGCACGACUACGAAAAAGAAGACGACGACGAAGCAAAAAAUAAAAGAAAGGCAAAGAUAAAAAUAAAAAUCUGUGACAGGCACUGGUGUAAAUAUCCAAAUCCUUUCGGAUUGGUAAAAACUACAUUAACGUGGACGAAUGCGGCCUAAACAGGACUGUUUUAUAUGUUGCAAACGAGAAAUAUUAAAUUCAUGUAUAUACAUACAUAUUGCGUAUAAUGUAUAGAGGAUAGGGAAGAAGAAUAGCACUAAAACAAAACGACAUAGUCGACGAAGAAGAAGAACGGAGUUGCGGAUAAGAGAUAUUUCUGCGGGCCAGACGAAAAGCGAAUUUUUUUUAUUUAUACAAAAUCGAAACUAUUGUGAAGCAUAAAAACUGUUGUGGAGAUUAGAAUAGGUGUGGAGAACACUGACUGCGUAAACUCCAGCAGUCUACAACAGCUUUUCGGUGCUAAUUACGAAUGGCUUAUAAACGGAUGCACGGAAGACUUCCUGCACACACACUCUCGUCUGGCGCUAGAGGACAAUAGACACCCUCUAACGUUUGGACAGCAUAUUAUUUUGUUACUUUUUUAAUUUUGGAAAGCACCUGUUAAUCACUUAUAUGCCUGCACACUGUUUAACCAAUAACGAUCACUUGCCGUCUGAAACCAAACCAAUGCUCGCUAUCAACGAGGAGCAACACUCGGAAGCGUCACACGCACGCAACCAUAGCGAUAGCAAUGGAGAAAUGCAUGCCAAUGGCAAUGCCAACAUCACCAACCAACAACAACGUCAACAAACUGCCGGCAGCAAUAACAACAGCAGCAGUGCUCACGAAACAACACAGUUACCACCAUUACCAGACGGGCCGCUGUGGUCGGUGCUUUACGAUUACGAUGCCAAAGGCGAGGAUGAGUUGACACUGCGUCGCGGUCAGAUUGUAGUGGUGUUAUCCAUGGAUAGCAAUAUUUCGGGUGAUGAGGGCUGGUGGACAGGCAAAAUUGGCGAUAAGGUCGGCAUUUUUCCCAGUAACUUUGUGACAGACCAAGAUCCUAUGCUGGCGGGCGUGCCCUCAGCUAUUGGAGACAUACAACCGCACGAAAUUGACUAUGCCGAACUCGAGGUGGGCGAGGUGAUAGGCGCUGGCGGCUUUUGCAAGGUGCAUCGCGGCUAUUACAGCGGCGAAGAGGUUGCCAUUAAAGUGGCGCCGCAAGCUGGCCCGGAUGUCGAAUCGAAUCGCGACAAUGUGCUACAAGAAGCGAAGUUAUUCUGGGUCGUCAAACACGAAAACAUAGUGGCACUGCGUGGCGUCUGCCUAAAGCCGCCCGAUCUGUGUCUUGUGAUGGAGUAUGCGCGUGGCGGCAGUUUAAACCACAUUUUGGCGCGUGGCAAGAUACCACCCGAUGUGCUGGUUAACUGGGCGAUACAGAUAGCACGCGGCAUGAAUUAUCUGCACAACGAAGCACCCAUCUCGAUUAUACACCGCGAUCUGAAGAGUUCCAAUGUGCUUAUUUUGGAAGAAAUCAUUGCCGGCAAUCUGCACAAUAAAACACUGAAGAUCACCGAUUUCGGUUUGGCGAGAGAGCUUUACAACACAACACGCAUAUCAACGGCGGGCACAUACGCUUGGAUGCCGCCGGAAGUGAUAAAAAGCAGCACGUACUCCAAAUCAUCGGAUGUUUGGAGCUACGGUGUGCUGCUGUGGGAGCUCAUCACAGGCGAAACGCCAUACAAAGGUUUCGAUUCGUAUUCAGUCGUGUUUGGCAUAGCAGUGAAUAUGCUAACGCUGCCUAUACCAAAAACUUGCCCGGAUGCAUGGGGAAAACUCAUGAAAAGCUGCUGGGAGAAUGACCCGCAUAAGCGACCAGGUUUCAGGGACAUAUUAACGAAGUUGGAAGACAUUACACGUUCAGGUUUCACGCUGACGCCACAGGAAUCGUUCAACACAAUGCAAGAUGCCUGGAAGAAGGAGAUAGCCGAAGUGCUGCAAGAGUUGCGCUUGAAAGAAAAGCGUUUCCAAGCAAUCGAGGAGGAAUUGCGCACCAAAGAGGAACGCUUGAAUCGCGUUCAGAGCGAACAGGACGAACAGGCCAUGAAUCUGAAACGCUUCGCCGAGCAGUUAAAACUGCGCGAGAUGGCCUUAAUCGGGCGAGAGCUGCAAAUUGCACAACAAACACCAACGCCGAAUCGUAGGCGUGGCAAGUUUAGCAAAGUGAAACUUAAACUGCUAAAAAAGAACGAAGUGCAAAUUUCACUCCCAACCGAUUUCCGGCACACAGUGACAGCAAUACACGACAAACCCUUGACUGAUACACCGCCUGGCUCACCAGCAAUUUCCCAAGUGCGCAUCGUGGCACGCUACAAUUCCAAAGACUGGUGUUCGCCUUUACACGCGCUGCCAGCCGCCGCUGGCGCCGGCACUUCCAUCGUGGACGCGCCGCUGCCCAUUAUGUCGCCCAAUCCCUACCUGCUGAGCCGCUUUACUUCCAACAUUCCCAUGCCCACGCUGUACGCCGGCGAUGCGGUGCGCAAGCCGAAGCUUUCCGUCAUUGAAGUGUUGCUCUACAAUAUGGCCGCGCUGCUUGCCGGCGUCGCCGCUGGCUAUGACGUGCGCAUCUCGAACGUGUCGCCGGUGCAUCCAAUGCUGCUUAGUGAUGUGCCCGCAUUAAAGGCACCCAUGGAAAUGGAGUUUCCGAGUGUUUUGGAUGAGCGCAGCCGCUUUGCCGCCAACACUUAUCAUGGCACUGGCAACAAACACAAUCGCGCCACAUUGAAUGCAGCCACAUUCACGCGUUUAGAGGAACAACGCGCUCCUCUGCAUCAGAAUCCGCGCUGCUCGCCCAAACUGCAUGCCGCUACGCCUAGCUUUUACUUCCAAAAGCAUGCGCUGCCCCCAGCUGACAGCAAGCUGGCAUUGCAACAGCAGAAGCAAACACUGCAACAUCAGCAGCUGCCGCUAACCGGAUCCACCACAAGCGGCUUAGGCUCCAAUUUCACCAACAAUACCUCCGCGCUGCUUUCGUCUUCAUUGGGCAGUCAUACGCAGCCUCCAACACCUUCGCCGCGUCGGAAAAUCAGCACCUCUUCAUUUACUGAGAAUCUCGAGUAUUCGCUUCAUGAUGACACGCCACCAACGCGCCGUUUUGAUGACGACUUUAACGCUGGCAGUGGCAUGCCGCCCUCCGCAACGCAAUAUACGCGCGCUGAUUAUUUGCGUCACGGACCGAGCUUCUCCAAUGAUGGUGGCGCUUAUGGCGCAGGCGUGCAUCGUGCUGACUACUUCGGCUCCAACUAUUUUCCGUAUCGGCCAGAGGUGCAGUUGGCGUAUCAACGCGACUGUAAAUCGUAUCCUGACUACUCUUACGACUACAAUCACCGCCUGCCCAAUUACUACGACUACAACUACGACCCACAGCAGCCGCACCAGCAAUCAACGCCAAAGCAUCAGCAGCAACACUAUCAAACGCGUACACCGCCGCCGCGCGUACCCCAAAUGGGCGUCAGCGCUGCUGGACACCGACGCACACCAUCAACUAUCUCCAAUAGCUCCAACAUCAAUCAGGGCUUCUCUUUCGAUCACGAUGAGCUGCAUGCGGCAGAUUUAUAUGACUACAACAAUCUCAAUUUGCAACUGAACAUUAAUAUGGGCGCCGGCGGAGCGCCUGACUUUGCGCACUACCGCGAACUACCGCCACCACCUCCUGCACCGAUUGGCGUAGUGCCACCGCCCAGCAAACAUGAGCUGUAUAAGAGCUCACCCAAGAUGGCCCAGCGUUUGAAACGCGGCGGUGCAGGCGGCAGCAUGGGCGGUGCCGACACAGGAGGCGGCUUAAAUCGCAUUCGCGACUAUGAAAAUUUACCCGCGUACAUUGGUAGCCCAUUGCACCGGACAAAGUUUCACAACACCUUGGCCCAGCAACAACAUCUGCAACAAUUGCAGCGGGAACGCGAGCAACAACAUCAGUCCCUCUUUAGUACACCGCAGCAUAGUCUUUACACGCACACCACACACGCGCAAUCAACGCCGCUGAGUCCGGUACACAUGAAACCGUUAAGCGCGCAAGAGCGGCCAGUUUCGCUACCUUUCGAACAGACAACAGCGGCGCUAGGCUUCAAUGGCAGUGGUUCCAACAAACUGCGUUCGUCGCUCAAAAAAUUCAACUAUAAAACGCCUAAUGGUGGCGCAGCGUCUAAUACCGGUAAUGGCGCUGAAUUGGUGGGCGCCAACAUGAGCAAUGGGCUUACCGUAGUGGGUGGCAACGGUGUCGCCAAGCGCACCGGCAGCAUUUCUUCACAGCAGGGCACGCCCACUAAUCCCACUCCCCCCGAUUCGCUCACUAGUGAUGACAGCUCGUAUCUGAGUGCCAAAGAGGGCUCCAUUUCCUCGCAGCACAGCCGUGUGCGUUUCAGCCCCGAAGCGUUUCUGGACGCCAGCAGCGGCAACGGCAGCUUUAACAAUAGCAACAACAACAACGGUGGCAGCGGCAGCGCGAGUGGCUAUCUCAAUCAAUCCACAAUAUCGCUUUUCAAUCGACGCAUAUCGCGGCGCCACACCAGCGACAUGUCCGCCGGCACCCCACCAUCCUCCUAGCAGGGCAGCGCCGCACGCUUCACCAAUACAACACUGCAGUUGGCGCGCAGUCCAGGCGCUUUGGUCAGCAGUUCAUUGUCGUUGAAUUCGCCACAGCAACAGCAGCUAUCCACGUCGGCGCAACACUCAAUGCAGCAGCUUCCAUAUCGCUGGUACUCGGGUGCACGAAGAUCGCGUUCAGCACACUACGAAUAUAGGUUGUAAGCAAAGAAGCAAGUAGUGAGAGGCGAUUAAAGCUCAAAAAUCAUUAUUGGAUAAGAAGAAAGCGACGCAAGCGGUGAGCAGGAGAAAACUUGUAUGUUGUAUAAAGGGACGCUUGGUGUUCCCAAUAAUCGCUGUAACAUUUUCGGUUUCCACUUCUAAAUAAAUAAUUAGGGCGUACAACCAAAGGAGAUGUACAUAGAACUUACAACUUAGCGACUAGACAGGUAUUAUCUUUCAGACCGUUGUAGUAUUCCAAAAUGUUAAAAACAUUGAUCUAUAUACAUUCGCAUAUACAUAUAAGAAACACACUCCCGAUUAGCUGUUAGCAGUGCAACAUUUUCAUUUCAUUACUUGAAAAUCACUCAAAAUGAGUAUUCAGCAAACGCUUUAUUGAUAAAUUUUUAGAUUAAUCAAUUUGUCGAACACAAUAAGAGGCUUUAAGGCCCUUCAUAUACGAAUAUUUAGGGAAUAUGAAAUUGUCUAAUAAAACGAGUGCUGAAUUACGAACAAGCGCGCUGAAUUAAUACGCACCAACAUACAUAUAUUAUACAGACUCGAAAUUUUUUCAACAAAAAAAUCAUAUCUAAAGUUGAUUUAUCGGGAAAGCAAUAGAAACUUAAAAUCAAUAUACAUAUAUUUCCAUUAAAAUUUCGCUAACUUUGUACAUUUAAAUUUACUGAUUUGCUUUUUGAUGCAAAAUUCAAGACUCAAUUACAACUGAGCGCGCUGAAUGAAACAAACUGCACGGAUAUACACAUUUUAGAAUGCUUCGGUACAAAUGCGAAAUUCUAAUAACAAGCUGAAUGGCGCUGAAUAAACUAUACGUCUGUUUUGAAAGCGAAUUAUUGACUAAAAAGCCAAGCUUAAACAUCGCACGCGAAACUAACACACUAUAUAACGCGCUGAAUACAUUUUACCAUAGCUGAAUAGCGUUUAACUACGCAACAGAAGAAGGCGCAUCCUAAUAGAUUUAUAAAAACGCAAAACAAAAGCGAUUUGCUAAUUACUCCAAACAUGCCAAUCAUUCCCCUAACACUUAAUUGGUUUUGCCAAACAUACAUAUGUAUGUACAUACCUAUUUAAUAGCAAGGAUGAACUCUUAAAACGCUAAGUAUUUGUAUAUAACCACAUACAUGUAAGCAAUCAUACACAAUUCCUAUUGCUGCUUAUUUUGAAAACAAAAACUUGGUAAAGCUUGCAAUUUACGCAAAAAUUGUCAUUGAAAUUGAGCUACAAGCUGUAAAUCGAUAAUGAAACCUCUAUGAAAAUGAAAUUUUUCAAAAUCGCCUGAUGCUGUUUGCGCAUUUUCGAAAAUAUUAUAUAAAAACUAAAAAUAAAUCCUUUAUCAAUGUGAAAUUGUAUUCAAUUGAUGCCUUAACAAAAAAUUAUGGAAAAAUUAAAAACUCAAGCAAAACACGAAAAUCAUAAAAAUUUGUGUAUUCGAAAAACAAUCAGAGGAAAAAAAAACGGUAAAUUGAAAAGCUCUCAAAAUGUAUUAUACGAGAGAUAUUCGCUUUUGAAUUACCAUGAUAAGAAUUUGUAAGUUUCUUCUUCAUCUCUAUAUACUGACGGAGAGUUAGGUAUAACUUUAAGGCUGAUGUUAUUUCAUAAGUGUAGAGUAUGUAUGCAUUACCGUUAUACAUGUGGUACAUAUGUACAUAUAAAUAUUAAUAAUCGACAGGAAAAGCAAAAUGAAGAAGUACUAUGUUUCUGAAUUCAUAAUUAAAAACAAGUUAAAAAAGAAAGAAAAAAUUACAUAAUAAAAUUAAUACAGUCAAUACUCGUUAGCUUGAACAAUGUACCGCCUUGCAAAAUAACUGCAAACACAAAUACGCUGGCGUAAGAAUAUUUUUUAAUUAAAAAAAUUAAUUUUCUUGAAAUCAGUUCCGAUCGACGCCGCUUGACUUUGUGAUGUAUAUAAAGGAUAUAUGUAUUUAUAUUAUAUAUUUGUAUAUCCUAAGUGAGCGCUGCGGAAACUCUUUCACAAUUUUCCUUGGCAAUAAGAAUUAUAUACCACAAGCGUUUGAGCGUGAAAAGUCGGCGUCUUUAUCUUUAAAUGCAUUCAAAUUGUUUCGGUUUUUCUCAUAAAAAUCAAUAACAAAAUGAUAUAAUACUCAAACCUGAACAGAAAGUUAAAAAAUCUGGCUCUCGAGUAAAGUUCGGUUAGAAUUCGAUCCGAAAAGGGCAAGAAAAGUGCUCGCGAAGUGCGAAGCAUUACACAAAAGUAACGGUAAUGAUCAAGACUAAAAUACACGAAAUCGCGAACCGAGUUGAGUGCGAAACUAUGGCUUGAGUACAGGUCUACAUAUAACUUAUCCAUACGCGAUUAAUAUAGGCUCGUUCACUAAGUAAUUUGAUUUUUUAGUGUCCCAAGGGGCUAAGUCUGGAGUAUAUGGUGGGUGAGGUAACACAUCCCAUUUAAGCUCAUUUUGUCCAACUGAUCACAAUACACUUUAAAAGUGAUCGUGGUAUUGUCGAGUAAAAGCUCAAAAUUUCCACCAAAUAGACAACAAAAUUUAUCGUUGGUGUUUAUCGAUAUAUCGAUUAUUUACAAUCAAGGCUUACAACAUCAGCUGUUCAAAUAUAAACCGGUAAAGCGGUAAAGCUCAGCUGUUGUCACCAAGCAAAAUUACUAAGUGAAGGACCCAGUAUUCGAACACUACUCGCGUGUUAAGCAUUAAAUUUUUAAAUAUUUUUUCGCAAGCUAGAACUUUAUGCAAAAUCGUUCUGUCGCUGCAAACAAGCGCUAGCAAUUUUCUUUUCCAAAAAAUGCGCUUUCUCGCAGGUUCCGUUAAUUUUUUUACAUAAAACUUUCACUUGCAGUCAGCCUUAGUGUGUAUUAAUUAAUAUUAGUUUUAAAUAAACAUACAUACUUAUGUAUAUGCCUAUAUGCUUUACAUACAUACACAUAUGUAUGUGUGUACAUUUUGGGUAGUCGAAAAAGACUUUUCGUAUUUCAUUCCAAAACUAUGUAGUAUGACACAAUGUGUUUGGUAGCACUAGAGAUAUACGACUCCAACGACAUCUAUUGACAAAAUACGAAAAGACUUUUUCGACUACCCAAUAUAUGUACAUAUAUUGUAUUUAUGUAAUUAUAUAUAUACUUUGCCAAAUACAACAAAAUUUUAAAGAAUUAAGUAGUUACUUUAUAAACAGCGCUUCUUCUGCUUAGUCAAAUUGUUAAAUGAACAACAAUUACAUAUACAUAUGUAUAUAUACUUAUAUACACAUACAUACCAACAUAUACUACUUAUUAAGUAUUAAUUGCGUUUCUUUUACUCCAAACUAUAUAGUACAUAUACAAACAAACAAACAAACGUGUAACACAAAUAUACAUAGCUAAUUAAAACGAUAAAAUUAUAAACAAAUUCAAAACGUUGCAAGUUUAUAACCUCAAUUUAAUGCAAAAACAAACAUUACGAAGACCGUUUUCAAAGCAUUCCAAAUAACAGUUAGCUACAAUUGUGUUGGGACAAAUAUGAAACACAGUAUUUUCAUUGAAAAAAAUAACAAAA